Panthera uncia (snow leopard) is the source of this 5862-nucleotide messenger RNA. RefSeq names its product glia maturation factor beta (gene GMFB). Bases 88 to 516 code for a protein of 142 amino acids. The transcript has 7 exons. Gene Ontology annotation, biological process: actin filament debranching; negative regulation of Arp2/3 complex-mediated actin nucleation. NCBI's taxonomy places the organism in Eukaryota, Metazoa, Chordata, Mammalia, Carnivora, Felidae. Gene Ontology annotation, molecular function: Arp2/3 complex binding; actin binding. Gene Ontology annotation, cellular component: actin cortical patch. The record is from RefSeq and is a predicted model, not a curated record.
GCGACGGGGCAGGAAGGGAGGAGGUCGUCGUGCCAUUCUUAAAGGGGCCCCAGGGAAGGCGAGAGGCUGCUGACGGCCGGAAGGAAAAUGAGUGAGUCUUUGGUGGUUUGUGAUGUUGCUGAAGAUUUAGUGGAAAAGCUGAGAAAAUUUCGUUUUCGCAAAGAAACGAACAAUGCUGCCAUCAUAAUGAAGAUUGAUAAGGAUAAACGCCUGGUGGUACUGGAUGAAGAGCUCGAGGGCAUUUCACCGGAUGAACUUAAAGAUGAACUGCCUGAACGACAACCUCGCUUCAUUGUGUAUAGUUAUAAAUACCAACAUGAUGAUGGAAGAGUUUCAUAUCCUCUGUGCUUUAUUUUCUCCAGUCCUGUUGGAUGUAAGCCUGAACAACAGAUGAUGUAUGCUGGGAGUAAGAAUAAGUUAGUCCAAACAGCUGAACUAACCAAGGUAUUUGAAAUAAGAAACACCGAAGACCUAACUGAAGAAUGGUUACGUGAGAAACUUGGAUUUUUCCACUAAUGUGAACUUCUGUGUUUCUAAAGUAUUUAUGUAUUAACCUGACCAUACUGGAACCAGACAUAAAUACUUAUGCCUAAAAAUGCACUGUUACUUACAGUUUGUUUCCUGCAGUAAAGAAAAAUUCUUCGUUUGUUCAAAGUUUGAACAAAGGGGAAAUCAUCUUCAUAGUAAUGAAACUUUGUAAAGUGUUUCCUUAUAUUUGUAAUUGUUAGGUGGACUACUUCUCUCCAGGGACUUUUUGCACUCUUGUGACUAAUUUCUAUAACUUAUGGUUCAGAAUUUGUUACUAUUUACAGACACUAUUGGAAAGUGGGUAUUAGAUUGUGAUAGACAACAGUUGCCUCCUUUUGACAAAUACUGGAUAUUAGCAGUUUAUAUAUGAAAAUAGCGUAUUAUCACUUGUCAAAUCUUUGAAAUUAAUUUGGGGUAAAAGACUUGAAUGACCCAAUUUUGAGCCAUGAAAAGUAAUUUACUGUAGUAUAAUCUACAUUACAAGUACAUUUUUCAUCAGUUCAUGCCUUCUCUGGUUUCCUGUAUCUUUUUAAUCAAGUCCAGAAACUUUGUUCAUCAGCCGUUCAUUCUUAAGGUCUGGGAGUUAGAUGUUAUAAUAGUUAUGACUAUUAGGUUUUCUUCUUAAUAGAAAAUAGCAUCUUAGUCUUGGAAAUUGAUAGGUUGGAACUAAUCAAGGGCUUCAUUCCUGGUUGUGUCAUAGCUAGAUAGUUUUGGAUCUAGGUUGAUAACACUUUAAUUAUAAAGCACCUCUCAGUGUUGUCCUGUGAACACUAGUUACUUUAAGUGUGUUAAUACUGUGCCUUUGAUUUGUUAGCUUUAAAGUUAGUUUAAGACUUUUACACUGCCAGUAUUCCAGAUUUGGUGAAAUUAAUACUUUUGUAAAGGGUCCAAGUAAAACAAUUUUCUAAAUGUGUUUAUCUGAAAUUUGUAAUAAAAUCAACUUCAUAUUUUUAAAAUUCCAACUAUCUGCUUGCAUUGGUGAAUAUAUGGCAGUUGAGAGUUGUAACUUUGGGUAUAUUUAUGAUUAGUUUCGUGCCAUAGGAAAAAUUAUUUAUCUUAAAACCUUGGCCAGAGUUAAUAACAUUAACACAUCAAUAGAAAUUGCAUCUUCUAUCCUAAAUGUCAGAAGAUAUUCUACACUGUACGUCAGUCUUGUUGGCAUCUUUGGCAUGAAGCAAGGAUUCUAAUAUGUAGUGUAUUUUAACAACAUGUAAGUAAGUGUUGAACUUAAUUUGACAAACAGUGUUGAGACUCUAAAGACUAAUAAAAUUUGGUGAGCAGAUUCUUAUAUUAAGAAUGUCUUAGUCAUUUCAAAACUAGAAAGGCAUUUUUUUUUAUGUUGGCAUAUUUUCCAUUCAUCCAUUCUUUGCAUUUUCUUUUUGAGGUUUCUGUGCCAACUUUAAUAAAGAGGUGAAGAUAGUUGGAAUUUCCACAAUAUUGAAUCUUCUGUUGCCAGUGCUGUUUGGCUUCACUAAUCUAAAAAACAGGAAGCAGUAGGAAGUUAGUUGGAGAUGAGGAAGUGCUAGAGUGGGCAUUUGUUUUGGUUAUCGAAUGGGAAAGAUUCUCUAUUCCAAUUUCUGGAGAGAGAGAGCGAGAGAGAGAGAGAGAAAGAGAAGGAGAGAGAACUUUACCCAGGAAGUUUAUGAAUUCUUUAAACAGCUGAUAUUGGAGAAUAAUGCUUCUAAUUCUGUAGAAAUGCAGAUAUAACCCAAGUGAAUGGAGAGUGUUUUUAAUGUUUUUAAAUGAAGGAAAUGAGAUUUCGUUUCACCUGGUUUGCAGCAGUAAGAGAAACUAGUGCUGCAAGAAUGUAUUUUUUAAUGAGGUUCCUUUUUUGUCUUGCCUGUUUUUGUUUUUUUUAAACUGAAAGUCCUCACUGACCUCCAUAAACAGAACUGAGUUCCCCUGUUCUCUAACAGGGGCAAAGAGCUAUGAUAAAUCAUGCUUUUUUGACCUUGGUUGAUGCCUUGUCUAUAAUAUGUAUUUUACAAGACAGUAAAUAAGACUGGGGAAGCAGUAGAAUGUGUUUUUACUCCCUCUGUCCUCUAGGGAGACUUCUAAAUUGUAUGCUCCAGAGUGUUCUCAGACUUUUAUAUAAAUUUCCUUCCCAUCUAAUCAAAUUUUUGCAUUGUUCUUUUCAAGUAUAUUUCUAUUUGCUCUCUUUUUCUGCCUUCUCUCAAAAAGUAACUCCAGAUUUGACAAUUGCAGUUUUUACAUUCCAUAGCUUUCUGGUGCAGCUAUUCUCAUUCAUAUCUUAAUCUUUCCCUGUUGGCAUCAGCUUUUUUUCCUGGGAACCUCCUUCAUGGUCUUCUAAGUCAGCAUUAGUUUUGAAAUUGUUGGCCUUGCAUAAUAAGUUCUGCAUAGCAUCUAAUGAUAGAGCCAGCUAGUAAUUCUAGCAUGUGUUUAGUAUGGUUUUUGUGGCAGCAUAACUGACAGAUGAAGAAAACUGUUCUCAGGUUACUAUGCUGAAAUUCCAAAAUGUCAUUUUGAGUAGUAUUCACUUCAUUCUGGUAUUGAAGCAAUCAUGUUAGGAGAAAGGUUGUUAGACUGUUUUUGUUUAAUUGACUUCUAAAAUAAAUGUUCAAAUUGUCUGUUUCUAAAAAGUUUACCAAAUGCCUAGUACAGUUAAACAUACUCUUGUUUAAGAGGGUGUUGCUAAAUUUUUUAUUAUCAUUACUAAAUAAUCUUUGUAGCAAAAUGUCUGUCAGCACUUUUCUGUCCCCUUUUAUCUCCUAUUUUCAGGAGUCACAUGUAGCCAUAAACUGUAUCUUGGUCCGACACUUUAACUAAAAAUUUCCAGUUAGAGGAGUUUAUUGCCAAAUUAAAUUUGGCUGUCUUUAUUCCCCACGUAUAUAGAUAGUAAGGAAGGUAUACUUAAAAAAAUGUUUGGACUCCUUUAAAACCUGAGCAAUGUCAUUAAUCCAUAAUGUGGACUAGUGAUGAAUAGAUAUUUUCAUAAGAGUUUAAAUGCUGAUAUUUGGUGGAAGUAGAGAGUAACUUGUAUUCUAUCAAUUCAAAUAUUCUUAGUACGGUUGCUUUCCCUGUUUGUUCAAUAGACUGAUAAUACUGGAAUCUACAGAAUUUGAGCCUUUACAACUUAUGUGAAGAAGUGUCUCAAACAUUUCUGGACAAAUCUCAUUUUGUAUUUCUGGAAGAAUGUAAAUCUUAUAGGCCACUUAACAUCAAUGGUCCCAAGUUGAAUAUUCUUGAGAAAUUUGUUUCUUGUUAUGCCAUUUGACAUUUCAAAUCCGUGACCAUGUUCCUGUUAAUAUUCAAAACAACUAUGUUAAGGUUGUGAUAGAAACUGUGUUUUCUUGCUUUUUGGAAUAUAGUUCAUACACGUAUAUUACUUGAAUAUUGUUUGAGAUCACUAACUUGCCAGGGCAGUUCCCACUGAUCUAGAUGGUCCAAUAUAAUCUCAUUCAGGAGGCUUGAAACAUUAAUGGUUUAGUCUUGUGAACUUUAACAGUUCCCUGUCAUCAUUUAACAAAAUCAACAACUGGCACAACUUCUUAAGCUGUGAUUUCAGUCUCUGCUAGUUCAUAUUGCAUGUUUAUUUUGGACAGUCUUCUGUUAAGCAUGGUGCUUGUACUGGUUUAAAUAAAAUGUUAACAUGAAAAGGCUUCCGGCUUUUCUUUUUUUUUCUCACCUCCUCUGCCUUUUAGAGUUACUUUUACCUGCCUGGCUCAGUUGUGGUCUUUGCAUGAGCCACACAGAUUCAGUUUACUUUCUCUGGAAAAACUGAAAGGCAAAAUAAACAGGAAUCACUUGGCAAAAAUAGGAUGGGUGAAGGAGAAUGUAACAAGAUUAUAAAAAUUUCUAAAACUUGGUCUGAUGCUAAAAUGAUUGUAGUGGCAGGGGGCGUUCUUUUCUUUCUUUUUUUAAUGUUUAUUUUUGAGAGAAAGAGUGUGAGCAGGGGAGGGGCAGAGAGAGGGAGACACAGAAUCUGAAGCAGGAUCCAGACUCUGAGCUGUCAGCACAGAGCCCGAUGUGGGGCUCAAACCCACAAACCAUGAGAUCGUGACCUGAGCCGAAGUCGGAUGCUUAACCAACCUAGCCACCUGGGUGCCCCCAGAGCCCCCUCUUUCGGAGGGUUGGUUGGUUGGUCAGGUUUUUCUGGGUUCUACCCCUAUCAGAAACCCUCCAUUACUUAUUUUGUUUACUUGCAUGCAAAGGUACCUAAUUCUAGCACAACCUCUGGUUUCACCUACCACGAUUCCCUACAUUUACACUCCAGCCUAAUGGAACACCCUUCUUUCUUGGGCACAUGCUCUGGGCCACAUCCCCUACCAGCACCCUCCACAUGCUGCUGCUGCCUGUCAAAAAUAACAAUCUUCAAUAAUGAUCUCAAAUGUCAUUUGAACUAUGAAGUCUAUUUGUCAAACUAAAUAUAGUAACUUCUUUAGGAAAAUAAAACACAAAACUUUUAUUAAACCAGUAUCAUUAGAGAAGGGUGCCUGGGUACCUCAGUCAGUUAAGUGUUUGACUCUUGAUUUCGGCUCAGGUUGUGAUCUCACCAUGGUGAGACCAAGCCCUACAUCAGGCUCUGCUGAGUGUGGAGCUUGCUUAAGAUUCUCUCUCUCUCUCUCUCUCUCUCUCUCUCUCUCUCUCUCUCUCUUUCUCUCUCUCUCUCUCUCUCCCCCCUUCUGCCCCUCCCCCCCCAUGUGCAUGCGCAUGCUUUCUCUGUCAAAAAAUUAAAAAAACCAAUACCAUUAGAGAAAAAUUAGAAAAUACAAACAAGCAGGGUGCCUGGGUAGCUUAGUUGGUUGGGCGUUUGAUUCAGCUCAGGUCAUGAUCUCACAGCUCAUGAGUUCAAGCCCCGCGUCAGACUCUGUGCUGACAGUUCAGAGCCUGGAGCCUACUUCAGAUUCUGUGUCACCCUCUCUCUCUGCCCCUCCCCCACUUGUGGUCGGUCUGUCUGUCUCUCACUAUCUCUCAAAAAUAAACAUUAAAAAAAAUACAAACAAGCAAAAGGAAGAAAACAUCUGCUCCAAGAAAUCCAUUGUGAUGUGUUUGGUUAUCGGUUUCUCUGUAGGAGGAAUCCUCUGGCCCCACAGUUUUUCUGGGAACCCUAAAGAAUUAUGGAAUUAUAUUCUUUUUUUUUUUAAGUUUAUUUAUUUUGAAAGAAUGAGAAAAAGGCAGAGAGGGAGAGAGAAUCUUAAGUAGGCUCCACGCUGUCAGUGCAGAGCCCCAAAUGGGUCUUGAUUUCAUGAAUCAUGAGAUCAUGAUCUGAGCAGAGAUCAAGAGUCCAACGUUUAACAGACUGAGUCACCCAGGCACCCUGUAACUCAUUUUUUUCAGGUAAUAAAAAUUCCAGUCUAGUCUAACGUCAAAAAU